This is a messenger RNA of Triticum urartu, 1701 nucleotides long. NCBI's taxonomy places the organism in Eukaryota, Viridiplantae, Streptophyta, Magnoliopsida, Poales, Poaceae. The record is from RefSeq and is a predicted model, not a curated record.
UGUUAAAUAACAAGCCUUCUAUUAUCUAUAUUCUAGUUAAUACGUGUGCUUGGGAGUCCUUGCAAUUUGAAUAAACCAAGAUCUUACCAUGACUGCAAUUUUAGAGAGACGCGAAAGUACAAGCCUGUGGGGUCGCUUCUGCAACUGGAUAACUAGCACUGAAAAUCGUCUUUACAUCGGAUGGUUCGGUGUUUUGAUGAUCCCUACCUUAUUGACCGCAACUUCUGUAUUUAUUAUCGCCUUCAUCGCUGCCCCUCCAGUAGAUAUUGAUGGUAUUCGUGAGCCUGUUUCUGGUUCUUUACUUUAUGGAAACAAUAUUAUCUCUGGUGCUAUUAUCCCUACUUCUGCGGCGAUCGGAUUGCACUUUUACCCAAUUUGGGAAGCUGCAUCUGUUGAUGAGUGGUUAUACAAUGGUGGUCCUUAUGAGCUAAUUGUUCUACACUUCUUACUUGGUGUAGCUUGUUAUAUGGGUCGUGAGUGGGAACUUAGUUUCCGUCUGGGUAUGCGUCCUUGGAUUGCUGUUGCAUAUUCAGCUCCUGUUGCAGCUGCUACUGCUGUUUUCUUGAUUUACCCUAUUGGUCAAGGAAGCUUUUCUGAUGGUAUGCCUUUAGGAAUCUCUGGUACUUUCAACUUUAUGAUUGUAUUCCAGGCAGAGCACAACAUCCUUAUGCAUCCAUUCCACAUGUUAGGUGUAGCUGGUGUAUUCGGCGGUUCCCUAUUCAGUGCUAUGCAUGGUUCCUUGGUAACCUCUAGUUUGAUCAGGGAAACUACUGAAAAUGAAUCCGCUAAUGAGGGUUACAAAUUUGGUCAAGAGGAAGAAACUUAUAAUAUUGUGGCUGCUCAUGGUUAUUUUGGCCGAUUAAUCUUCCAAUAUGCUAGUUUCAACAACUCUCGUUCUUUACACUUCUUCUUGGCUGCUUGGCCUGUAGUAGGAAUCUGGUUCACUACUUUAGGUAUUAGUACUAUGGCUUUCAACCUAAAUGGUUUCAAUUUCAACCAAUCUGUAGUUGAUAGUCAAGGUCGCGUUAUUAAUACUUGGGCUGAUAUCAUCAACCGUGCUAACCUUGGUAUGGAAGUAAUGCAUGAACAUAAUGCUCACAACUUCCCUCUAGACUUAGCUGCUGUUGAAGUUCCAUCUAUUAAUGGAUAAGAUUUUUCUGCUAACAUAUAAGAAUUUUUGAAGAAAGAAAAGACAAAAAUACCCAAUAUCUUGUUCUAGCAAGAUAUUGGGUAUUUCUGUCUUUAUUUUGAAUCUUUUUUUCUUCUUAAUCUUUCUAUUUAGAAUUCAGUUAACGACGAGAUUUGGUAUCCUUUCUUGCAUUUUCAUAACUCGUGAAAUGCCGAGUAGGCACGAAUUCCCCCAAUUUGCGACCUACCAUAGGAUUUGUUAUGUAAAUAGGUAUAUGUUCCUUUCCAUUAUGAAUCGCGAUUGUAUGGCCAACCAUUGUGGGUAGAAUGCUAGAUGCCCGGGACCACGUUACUAUUGUUUCUUUCUCCUCCUUCAUAUUGACCUUUUCUAUCUUUGCCAAUAAAUGAUGAGCUACAAAAGGAUUCGUUUUUUUCGUGUCACAGCUGAUUACUCCUUUUUUCCUUUUUAAAGAGUGGCAUUCUAUGUCCAAUAUCUCGAUCGAAGUACGGAGGUCAGAAUAAAUAGAAUAAUGAUCAAUGGAAAAAAGAAAAAAAUCCUUUAGCUGGAUAAGG